UCUGUGGGGCACAGCAUCGCUUGGAAAGUUGCUGCAGGCUCCGAGGCACCGCCUCCGCCGUCCGGAGUCCGGAUUGUGCGGCCGCUGCUUCGCCAGCUCCUUCCGCGGCCUCCGCCGGGCCCUACGACCGCCCCUCGGACCCCGGCCGCGACCGAGGAGGUGGGCAGCCUCGGCCGCCAUGGACCUCUGGAGUUGAGUCGCCACCGCGGAGCUCUGCGCCCUCCGUCCUCUUGCUCUGUUCUCUCUGGAAAGGCGGGGGGGUGGAAAGAAGAAGGUUAACCCGAAGAAAGGAAGAAAGAAAGAAGGGGACCAGAAGGGGGAAGCCAACGUUCCCCCACGGGCUAGCUGUCCAUCAACCGCUCAAGCCACCAAGCGGCAGAAAGUUCAGGGCUGCCUUGAACCCAUUUUCUUUGCGCCUGGUUUUUGCCAGACUCUAAAAUGAAAGGACAAAAUUCGGCGCUGACUCUUGCAGCUCGGAUGGCGACUUGUGCGAUUUCAGCGGCAUCUCCCGGAGAAAAAACCAUGCGUGCCUGAUUGUUCUGUGGUCCUAUAGCCGCCGCCGCCGCCGCUGCUCUGUGUGUGUCUCUCUGUGUGUGAGCGCGUGUCUCUGUGUCUGCGUGUGUGUGUGCGUGUGUGUGUGUAUGUGUGUGUGUUUGGGUGUGUGUCUGUGUGUACACAGACGUUCACUAGCUAACUCAGCUGCAGGAGCAGUCCCUGGAAGCAGACGUUUCGGCCACAGACCCAGAGAGGAGGAGCUGACAAUCAGGAGGCGUGAGCCGCCAGGAGCCUGCAGAAUUCGUGGUGUGAAUGAACUGGGGGCAUCUUGGGCACAGGGAUUGCCCCCCCCCUCCUUCCCCGCCUCGGGCCACAGUUGAGUAGUGGGGCAUUUUUUUUUCACCUUCUUGUGAAGAAUUUUUUUUUUAUUAUUUGUUGUAAAGUCUUUUGCACAAUCACGCCCACAUUUGGGGUUGGAAAGCCCUAAUUACCGCCGUCGCUGAUGGACGUUAGAGAGGGAGCGCCUCGCCGCGGAACAGUCGCCUGCGCGCCCUCGUCGGACCCGCGGCUCCUGCACUGUGUCCCCGCUCGGCCCUGCGCUUGCUGCUCGCCCGCGCGCGCCGGCGCCCUCUCGGUUCCUGGGCACAUUUCCACGCUAUACCAGCUCCUCUGCCCGAGCCCGGGCGCCAGUGCUCGCUUCCGCUCCGGGUCGCUGCGCCCACCCGACGCGCCCAGGAGGACUCCGCAGCCCUGCUUUGGAUUGUCCCCCAAGGCUUAACCCCGACGCUUCGCUUGAAUUCCUCGGCCGCCUUCGCUCGGGUGGCGACUUCCUCUCCGCGCCCCCUCCCCCUCGCCAUGAAGAAGCCCAUUGGAAUAUUAAGCCCGGGAGUGGCUUUGGGGACCGCUGGAGGUGCCAUGUCUUCCAAGUUCUUCCUAAUGGCUUUGGCCACGUUUUUCUCCUUCGCCCAGGUUGUUAUAGAAGCUAAUUCUUGGUGGUCUCUAGGUAUGAAUAACCCUGUUCAGAUGUCAGAAGUAUAUAUCAUAGGUGCACAGCCUCUCUGCAGCCAACUGGCAGGACUUUCUCAAGGACAGAAGAAACUCUGCCACUUGUAUCAGGACCACAUGCAGUACAUUGGAGAAGGUGCGAAGACAGGCAUCAAGGAAUGCCAGUACCAGUUCCGGCAUCGGAGAUGGAACUGCAGCACAGUGGACAAUACUUCUGUCUUUGGCAGGGUGAUGCAAAUAGGCAGCCGAGAGACGGCCUUCACGUACGCGGUGAGCGCAGCUGGGGUGGUGAACGCCAUGAGCCGAGCAUGCCGGGAGGGCGAGCUGUCUACCUGUGGCUGCAGCCGCGCUGCGCGCCCCAAGGACCUGCCUCGGGACUGGUUGUGGGGCGGCUGCGGAGACAACAUCGACUAUGGCUACCGCUUCGCCAAGGAGUUUGUGGACGCUAGAGAAAGGGAACGAAUCCACGCCAAGGGCUCCUAUGAGAGCGCACGCAUCCUCAUGAACUUACACAACAAUGAAGCAGGCCGCAGGACAGUAUACAACCUGGCAGAUGUAGCCUGUAAGUGUCAUGGAGUGUCUGGCUCCUGUAGCCUCAAGACUUGCUGGCUGCAGCUGGCGGACUUCCGGAAGGUGGGCGAUGCCCUCAAGGAGAAGUAUGAUAGCGCAGCGGCCAUGAGGCUCAACAGCCGGGGCAAGCUGGUGCAGGUCAACAGCCGCUUCAACUCCCCGACCACCCAGGACCUGGUCUACAUCGACCCAAGUCCGGACUACUGUGUGCGCAACGAGAGCACUGGCUCGCUGGGCACGCAGGGACGCCUGUGCAACAAGACCUCAGAGGGGAUGGACGGCUGCGAGCUCAUGUGCUGUGGGCGUGGCUAUGACCAGUUUAAGACAGUGCAGACCGAACGCUGUCAUUGCAAGUUUCACUGGUGCUGCUAUGUCAAAUGCAAGAAGUGCACGGAGAUUGUGGAUCAGUUCGUGUGCAAAUAGUGGUGUGCCUGCCCUUCACCCAGUCCCACUCCCAGGACCCACUUAUUUAUAGAAAGUACAGUGCUUCUGGUUCUUUUUAUUUCUCCCCCAAGAAUUGCAGCUGGAACCAUGUGUUUUGUUUUGUUUUGUUUUUUCUUUUCUGUUACCAUCUAAGAACUCUGUGGUUUAUUAUUAAUAUUAUAAUUAAUAUUUGGCAAUAGUGGGGGAAACUAAGAACAAUAUUUAUUUUGAGGAUCUUUGCAAAGUUAGUACAAAAUUUCUUUCUUCUGAUGCUACAGGAUAAAGGGGAAAAACUAUGUAUUCGAACUUAGCUGUGCAGUUGGGUUUCGCAUCUAAAAGGUGUAGGAGCUGUUUUUCUUCUCAAACAGAGUCCUUUGAGAUGGGUGGUACCCAGGUGACAGAGGAGGCACAGACCCAUGAAUGACAGUUCCUGUGACCAAAAUGAAUUGCAGGUGCUCUGGUACAAAAGAUCUUAAAUAUAGAUAUAUUAAAUAUACAUAUAUGCCAAAAAUACAGACUAUGAGACACUCCCUAACCCAGAGGUUACCAGCCUGGUUUUGUGGGGUUUUUUGUUUUGUUUUGUUUUUCUUUUCUUUUUUUUUUUUUUUGCUUUUUUUGGUUUAUGUUUGUUUGUUUGUAUUUUGGGUGUGUGUGUGUGUAUUUUUAGAAUGAUCUUUCAGAAGGUACAAGCGAGAAUCUCAUAUCUUCAGAAGCAGGCAUAUCAUGAAUGUUACUGUGUCCCACCUACAGAUACUCCAUUCAUGAAUGGGCCUUUUUCUAACAGUUCAUGAAUAUUGGGGAGCCGGUGGGCUGGGGGAGGGAAGUCCCCAGAAAUUAGAAAACUUGAAAUUUCCUACAUUGAGGCCAUAAUUUUAUGUUAGCCCAGCUGAUUCUGAAUACCAGACUUUUAUAUCCAUGAAGGGAUUUUUGACUAAAAAAAAAAAAGAUCUUGUUUUGAAAGCCAUCUUAUUUUCUUAAAAAUGAAAAAUUACCCAUGAAUCCCAUUUGCAACCCCUCACCCCCACAGGCAACAAGAAAGUCCCAUGUAGUUGAGCACUGCAGAACACCUCUGUGAGGAGAUGAUGGCAGCCAUCUUCCUGCAUAACCCCAAGCCCUUUCUGGAAUCUCUGCUGGCCAUGCUUCCGAAUGGCAGCCCUGGUGGACACUCACUCCUGGUAGGGCAGAGAAUGUACACGAGGAGCCAUGUUCAGAACCAGCCACUUAGGGGUUGUUCUCUGAGGCUUUUCUUUGGAGGUACGGUAACUUGAUGUGUUUUGAUGAUAUCACUUGGCCCAGGGAGUCCCCAGAGCUGUUGCAGCUGUUUGGUUGUUAUCCUCCUGCGUUUAGACUUUCCAUUUGUGCUUUUCCUAUUACCCUGCAGGUGUACCCUAAAACUGUUCCUAGUGUACUUGAACAGUUGCAUUUAUAAGGGGGGGGUGUGGUUUAAUGGUGCCUGAUAUCUCAGUUUUUUUGUAUAUAACAUAUAUAUAAAUAUACAUAUAUAAAUAUAGAUAUAAUUAUAUCUCAGUGCAGUCUGGGAUUUAGACCUACAGUUUUCUCUGGGCUUGCUCUCUGCCUGGAGUAUCAUCCUUCAUUGCAGUCCAAUUGGGAUUUCUUUUUUUUCCAAAAAUUUUGAGUCUUAACAUUGACCUGUGACAGGAUCCUACCACGAACACCAGGAAGCAAGCUAAGACUCCGAGGAAGCUCUCAGGGCUCAUGUCCUGAAUGUAUGUUGGUUAGAAAGUAGCCUUUCUGCUUCCUGCCCAUGGCCAGUUCUCCACCCUCUCUUUGGUGUUCUUUGUGGGGAGGGCACUGUGGUUUGUCACAGCCCUGGACUUCUAGAGGCUCCCAGAACCCAGGAUCACCAGCCUCCUGUCUGUUUGCUUCACUCUUUUCCCAGGGAGGACUUGGGACUGUCCUGUCUGACAGGAUGGAUCUGAGUUCCCGAAGUAAACCAGCUCACCACAUAGAUAGCUAGUUUAAACAAUGUUUUAAAAGAAGGGCACCUCUGUUUCAAAAGUGACAUCUGCUGUGUUGUUUUCCAGGCCUGAUACUCUUUCAAGGUUUGAAAAAAAUGUGUGUAUCCAUUCAUGGGCUUGGUAGCCUUCUGGUCACCUCAGUCCUGUGGCUCUUAACUUAUUGCCCAACAAUAUUCAUUUCCCCUCAGCUACAAUGAAUUGCAAGCAAAAGACGUUGAAAUGAAAAAAAGCACUAAUUUAGUUUAAAAUGCCACUUUUUGGUUUUUAUUCUACAAAAACCAUGAAGUUCUCUCUCUCUCUCUCUCUCUCUCUCUCUCUCUCUCUCUCUCUCUUAUUUGUUAAAUCAGAUUAUGUUCUCUUUUUGUUUUUGUUUUUAGUGAUUCGUGUUUAUGAGCAGAGUGGAGUUUAACAAUCCUAGCUUUAAAAAAAAACCUAUUUAAUGUAAGAUAUUCUACGCAUCCUUCAGAUAUUUUGUAUAUCCCCUAUGGCCUUUAUUCUGUACUUUUAAUGUACAUAUUUCUGUCUUGUGUGAUUUGUAUAUUUCACUGGUUAAAAAAAAGAACAUUGAAAGGCUUAUGCCAAUGGAAGAUAGAAUAUAAAAUAAAAUGUUACUUGUAUAUUGGUAAGAGGUUUCAGUUGUCCUUUAGCUAAUUCAUGUAGAGAAAUAUUUUUAGUUGAAGCCACAAGAGACAGCUUAGGGCAGUUAUGUGUUCAAAUAACAGAAGAACAGACUUUUUUUUUUUUUUUUAACCAAACCCGAACUGUUGGGAAACCUCAAUAGAGCUCUAUAUGUAUUGGAACAAAAGUGGAAUUCUCUUCUCCUAUAUAUGUUCCUUCAAAAAGAGAGAGAGAGAAUCAAGCAGAUGGCUUAAAGCUGGUCACAGGAUUGCUCACAUUCUUUUGGCAUUAUGCAUGCGACUUAAUUGUUUGAGAGUGUGUUGCUAUUGUAACAUCCCAGAGAUGAACCAAAAAGGCUCACCCUCUCACCCAGAAGCAGCUUUUCAGCAUAUAUACACAUGCAUGUACAUGUGUGUGAUAUGCAUGUGUGCAUGCAUGUGAUAUGCAUGUGUGCAUGCAUGUCUGUAUGUAUUUUUGUGCUUGCCACUAUAACUAUUGCACCUCUCUAUUCAGUUUGACCGAAUAGGGGUCUUGUGGGACAUCUCUAUGUUCCAGUCUUUAUGGGAAGAAAGCAAGGGUCUGCAGAGAACAGGAACUAAAGAAUCCUUGUGUGGUGUGCAAUUAAUAGAAGCCCUGCUGGUUUCUGGAAAUGUAGACCAGAAUCUGGCCAGGACUGUAGACUGAUACAUUAGCUGGUCCUUUGCCUUUUUCUUUUCCCUCCCUGUCCCCCCCCCCUCUUUCUUUACGGAUAACCUUGUAACAUAUUGAAACCUUUAAAGGAAACCAAGAAUGCAUUAUUACACACACACACACACACACACACACACACACACACUACAGUAGACCAACAUAUAGAGUGUUUAAAAUAGCAUUUCUGGGCAAAUUCAAACAACUUGUGGCUCUAGGACGCACAUCUGUUUCCGUUUUUCUUCAGUUGUAUAUUGACCAGUGUUCUUUAUUGCUAAAACAUAUACUCGGGGUAGCAAUGUCAGCAUCUUUUUCCUUCCCAUCCUGGAGAGCAUUCAAGACCUUCCCAGUACAGGAACAUCAAUGAAGCAUUUAUAUACAGGCGGUGGCAAGCAGAACCACGUCCAAAAUGGUCAGUGUCGGGCUCUAGGGCAAGGCUAUCUUGUUCCAGUCCUGUUUCUUUGUGCUCCUGACCUUUGGGGCUGCCACUUCCCAGGAUGACCGCUACCUGCCCCCGCUCCCCUGAGGAUUUUCCCAAUAGCCAGUUCCCAUGUGUCUUUUUCUGCAACGGUAUUCAAGCCAAUGGAACCUUCAUAUAGGGCCCAAGAGCAGGAUGACACAACCUGUGGACAGGAGCUAUAUUAACUUGAUUACUAGUAUGAGCUAAUAUUAACAUGAUCACCCAUGAAAGGCGCCUGCAAUCACUGUUUAGUCUGAAAUAUAGGUAGAGAGCGGGGAUGGCGAGGUUGCUUGUAACUGCUGGUACACGUUGAAUGCACACACGCAUGGAGGCAAGCUCUAAAUCACUGCACUGUUACUGUAAAGCAUACUUUAAAAAUAUUUAUUGUUUUGAAAAGCAUUUUCUAGUCUUCCCUCUCUUGGUGGAGCUGUAAACAAGAUGGCAUGUUGUGAAGGUUUAAGAUGAUUUUUCUUUUUAAAUCGCAGAAACAUUUAGACACCUAAGAACUAAAACUUAUAAAAGGGAUCUUUGAAUUUGCCUGUUAACAUGGAUUAAUGUUUACACUUACAUCUGAUGAGUGGACGGUGUUUUAUGUUAGGGAAAUACCUUGUUAACGAACUUCAUGAAGCAGAUGUAAUUAAAGGUCGAUGUGAGCCAAUCUAGAAGGUUGAACAGUGUUUUCAAAGAACGGAGAGACUUACAUUUUAGACCAAUCUUUAUACAUUUUGCUGAGCUAGA
Molecule: messenger RNA, 6975 nt
Organism: Mus caroli (Ryukyu mouse)
Lineage: Eukaryota; Metazoa; Chordata; Mammalia; Rodentia; Muridae
Gene: Wnt5a
Product: Wnt family member 5A
Biological process (GO): neuron differentiation; multicellular organism development; cell fate commitment
Cellular component (GO): extracellular region
Molecular function (GO): cytokine activity; frizzled binding
Source: RefSeq, a predicted model, not a curated record